GAUUCUAUCAUACACCGAUGGACAGACAAGGGCAACGGCAACUGAGAACCUCCGCGAAUGGUAACUGGAGGGUACCUUUCAGAAAGAGACAGGACAUUUGUCGGUCUCGGGUUUGCCACAAGAAAAUAUCUUCUUCCCGAUACACCAUCCUUGUCUCGGCAGAUACAUUACAAGGCGCGCAGAGCAGAGCAGAGCACCGCAUUACCACAACCGCGCAUUGCUUGUGCUCCUUCAAUCCGGUACACCCACAAAGAUGCUCGCCCUCCCCCCCAUCUCCGCACUGGCACCACGCCCAAAGCACGCCAAGCGCAGAGCCCCAAAGUGUCCCGGAGUCUACUCCACCCUAGCUGGGUUCCCUUCGUUCCUCCCCAAAGAAAUCGAAAAUAUCAAAGACCCAUUUGCUCGUACGUUCGCCACCAGGAUUGAGAGGCUCCCCGUAUCUGUGAGCUUCUCGGAUAAUUGUAUAAUGAGUAGUUGCGUGAGGCCAUUGAUACGGAGCAAGACAAGUCCAGUGGUUCUUCUACAUGGUUUUGACAGCUCCUGUUUAGAAUGGAGAUACACGCAUCCAUUGCUCGAAGAAGCUGGUUUGGAGGCUUGGGCCGUGGACAUUCUUGGUUGGGGCUUCUCUGAUUUGGAAAGGCUUCCACGUUGUGAUGUGACAUCCAAGCGCGAACACUUCUAUCAGCUUUGGAACUUCUAUAUCAAAAAGCCAAUGAUAUUGGUUGGACCAAGCCUAGGUGCUGCAGUUGCAAUCGACUUUGCAGUCAAUCAUCCAGAAGCUGUUGAAAAGCUGAUUUUAAUUGACGCAAGUGUAUAUGCAGAAGGCACAGGAAGUCUGGCAGAUUUACCCAGAGUAGUAGCAUAUGCCGGGGUAUAUUUAUUGAAGAGUAUCCCAGUGCGGUUAUACGCAAAUUUUUUGACCUUCACUGGCAUUUCAUUUAGUACCAGCUUAGAUUGGACUAAUGUAGGCCGGCUGCAUUGUCUAUUGCCUUGGUGGGAAGAUGCAACUGUGGAUUUUAUGAUCAGUGGGGGUUACAACGUUAGUUCACAGAUAAAACAGGUAAAUCAGAAGACACUUAUCAUAUGGGGUGAGAAUGACCGGAUCAUUAGCAACAAACUUGCAGUGAGACUGCACUGUGAACUCCCUAAUGCAAUUAUAAGGCAAUUACCAGAAUGUGGCCACCUUCCUCAUGUGGAAAAGCCAAACUCAGUUGCAAAACUGAUUCUAGAAUAUGUUCAGGAAGAUUGCUAUAAAGAGAUGGAAUGUGGUCGUUCGCCAACAUUGAAGCUUCACUCUCAGUCUCUGCAUAAAUGACAUAGAGAUGACUACGUUGUACACCAGAUUCAAGAUUUGGUAAUGUGAUUCUGGAACGAGCUAAUUAAUUUAAGGGCCAUUUGGUAGAGUUUUUGGAUGGACGAAAUCUUGAUUUAGUGUGCUAUAUCUGCAUUGUCUCGUUUUACUUACCAAAAUAAAAAGGGAAAAAUCUGUUUCAUAAUUGUAAAUUUCUUGCUUUUGUUUCUAGAAAUUGAAGAGAAUGUUUAAUUGAAGCACAAA
Carya illinoinensis is the source of this 1555-nucleotide messenger RNA. RefSeq lists its product as uncharacterized. Lineage: Eukaryota; Viridiplantae; Streptophyta; Magnoliopsida; Fagales; Juglandaceae. The coding region runs from base 254 to 1315 and encodes 353 amino acids. The record is from RefSeq and is a predicted model, not a curated record. The transcript has 10 exons. Gene Ontology annotation, molecular function: catalytic activity.